Molecule: messenger RNA, 2376 nt
Organism: Didymodactylos carnosus
Lineage: Eukaryota; Metazoa; Rotifera; Eurotatoria; Philodinida; Philodinidae
Source: the annotation of a GenBank genome assembly
AUGAGUGUAUUCGAUGUUAAUUCAACAGCACUAUCUUUCAUAGAUAAUUCAACGGAUUUGAUUCCAUUAGACGUUAUUCCAUCGUCAAGUACAAACAAUAAUAAUACCAGUUUUGAUCCGUAUAAAUUUUUAAACCCAAAUACAUCAUCGACUUCAACAGCAGCAACAAUCUCAUCGUCUUCAACUUCCAGUCAACAACAUCAGAAAGAAAGUGAUCUCAAUGUUGAUGUUUCUGAUUGGAGAAAUAUUCAAAUCGAUGCAUUUUGGCCUUCUACAACCACGAUUGACUCAUUAACGAACAAUAGAUAUUUUAAUACGAGUAUAUUACCGUUUCAGUCGAAUAUAAUUUCUACUAACAAUAAUAAUAGUAAUAAUUAUAUCACUACUCCAUCAACGUUGAAUUAUCCAUGGACACAACCAUUAUCGUUUCCAUUUCAACCAUAUUAUCCUAAUACUAAUUCUAUAAUUCAACCUACAAAUAAUAAUAACAACUCAUGGCUUCAAUCGCAAAAUACGAUAAAUUCAUUUACAAUCCCUCCCACGAUACAACAACAACAACAACAACAACAACAACAACAACAAUUAACGUCUGAUCGAGUACCGAUAAUAAACACAACAACAUCACAAGUGCAACUGCCUCAGCCACGACAACUGCCACCACCACCACCGUUUUUUCAAACAAUUCGACCUACGUUACCACGAUUCAAUACUGAUAACAAUAACAUUAUUGAUCUCACCAUUAGUCAUCCACAACAACAUUUUGCACAACAACUUCAACCACAAUUAUCUACACCUAUACUUACGAAGUCUACUUCAGUUUCACGUCUACCACCACCAAUGCUUACUGCGGUACCUCCAACUCCAUCCGCUGAGAUCGAUUUGUCACGUGUUCCCGACAUCGAUAUUGAAUCGAUAAUUGUUCAGGUUGAAAUGAUAAUACCUGAUAUUGACGCUGAUAAUGCUCGUCGUCAAAUUAUAGCAAUGAAUCCAAUACCAUCACUCGAUGAUAUUAUAACUUACUUUUUCGAUAACGGCUAUAUUAAAAAGAAAAAUCGCAAAGAACAAGAUAAACAUACACAGAUAAAACGUUCAUGGAGUGAUACAAUUGACGAUAUACCAAAAUUUUUACUUAAGCAUGCAGAUCCUGUUGCAUAUUUUUUUGAUAGUAAACGAAAUGUGACAGAUUCCUAUACUAACCAUGCUAAAGCAUAUCUCAUAAGAGCAUUUCCAUCGUUUGAUAAAAUCGUGUUAGAACAAGCGUUGAAAGAAGAAAAUAAUCAUUUUUUGCCAACACUCAGAAAACUAGAAGCAAGAAGUGGUAUUCGGACAAAUUCAUUCAUUACAAGGCGAUCAAUUAAAAGAGUAUUAGAUCAAUUAGGUAAAAAAAUGAUACAAUAUUCUUUUUUAAGAAAAGAGUUGUGCCAUAAACAAAUUGAUUAUCAUCACGUUCACGUUGAUGGCGUUUCUCGUUCCACUGCCAGCUGGGCUCCUACGGGAAAGAAUAAGUAUUCGUUGAGUGAUAUACCUGUGAUACCAUGUGAAGAGUUUUAUGAUGAAUUGUGUUUUGCUAAAAAUGAGAAAAAAAUUCGAAGUUAUAUUCAAAAACAAACGAAAGAACAUGAGAAAAAAGUGAAAAAAGCGAAAAAAGGACAUCAAACAAUUGAAUGUGAAGUUUGUAUGGGAGAAGACUUACUUAUUGACGAUAUGGUUGAAUGUAGUGCUGUUGGCGGUCAUUUGACAUGUCGUGUUUGCGUUCGUGCGUAUGUCGAAAGUAGGUUUAAAGAGGGCAAAUGUCGUUUUCCUUGUGUUCGUGAAGGUUGUCACGGUGAAUAUUCAAUGCGUUUAUUAUCUGAAUUAUUACCUCCCAAAGAUAUUGAGCGUCUAAAUAAACGAGUACAAGAAGAUAAUAUUCAACAAGCUUCAAUCGAUGGUCUUGAAACUUGUCCCUACUGUCCGUAUGCAGUUAUUGUUGAUAAUCAAGAAGAUAAAGUAUUUCGUUGUCUAAAUCCAGAUUGUAUGAGAGAAACGUGCAGACUUUGCAAAGAAAUAAAUCAUAUACCAUUGAGAUGCGAUGAAGUAGAAAAAGGUAUUGAAUUGGAAAUGCGUAAGUUUAUUGAAGAACAUGUAACAGAAUCAAUGAUUCGAAAAUGUCCACGUUGUUCAACAAAAUUUUAUAAAACCGAUGGAUGCUGUACAUUAAGCAAUACAAGUGAAAAAAUUCAUUAUGAAGAAAUGGUCAGUGCUUAUUCGAAUGCAAAAGCCGAAUAUUUACGUUUACAUCCCGAUGCUCGAGAAAUGGUAUUACGUUAUGAUCCAAUUGCUCAUCUUAAACGUCCUGCUACAACAACAACAACUACAACCGUAGCUGGCAACUAG